CCCAGCCCAUUCCCCUGGGCUGGCAAGAGGGUCUGGAUGUUUUCUUUUUACUUGAGGCCAACAGAUAAGAAGGAGAGCACUGGGUUCCUGGUUCUUGCUGAUUGUGAAAGUCAGGUGGAGCCUGUUUGCCAUCUGAGGCCUCUCAUUCAAGAGGUCAGUCACCGCCAAGUGACAGAGAAGGCUCCAGGCGUGUGCUAAAUGCAGAGCUACCAGAUGGGCCUGGCUGGCCCAGGCUCUGCAGCGCUGCCCCCUAGGUGACAGCUGUGCGAAAUCUCAGGUGCAAAGACCAUCAGUAUUGCCCAGAAAGGAGAAAGAGGAACAGAGAAAUCGGUGCUGCUCCCAGCAGCAGAUCAGACAAGUCCUCGGAACCCAGGACCCAGGUCUAGAUAUCGGUUUCUUCUUGGAGAACGGGAGUCCCCUGCAAGAGUCCCACAGCCCAUCAGUGGCUCAGUCCUCCUCACUCCCAGGUCAGUGCUCUUCCCCACACAUGAUGAGUUUUCAUAAAGAUUUGAGUGACUCCCACUUCUACGGUCUCCGCUUCUCCAGGCCCCACCUGUUCCGGGAGUUCCAGCUGUUUUGGUCCUGUAACUUUGGGCCUGAGGAGAGCUGGGUUUGGGCAGGGAGGGGAGAGUAAACUGGGGUGAGAUAUCCAGUCAUGUUCUCUGCUUUGUCUCCAGCAGGCUUUGGGGCUUUGCAAAGAGCCAGAACCUAGGGGGCCAGGAGAGCACCUGGGGGCGAAGGGGCCUAAGGACUUUGUUGUCAGAAACAUAUCCCAACCAGAAGCAGUGGCAUGGGCUACAAUGAGGAGCUUACUGGAGCCCCACCUGGCACCGAGGUGCCUCAGGAGCUGCUGGAAGAAAUGCUUUGGUUUUUUCGCGUAGAAGAUGCAACUCCUUGGACUAGUUCCAUGUUUGCCCUGGUGGUCGUGGUGGUCGUGAUAAGCAUCGUCUUCUUGGGAAGGAACAUCCAGGCAAACAGAAAUCAAAAGAGGCUGCCACCGGAAAAACAAACUCCAGAAGUCCUGUACUUGGCCGAGGCCAGAAACAAAGAUGACGACAACCUGACCACCCUAAGAGAGACUUUGCUCUCAGAAAAGCCAAAGUUGGCCCAGGUGGAAAUGGAGGUAAAAGACAGUGAUGUGCCGCCAGCCAUUCUUCCAGACCCACGAGAAUCUGAGAGCUAGUCAGGGUGCAGGGCA
Messenger RNA from Balaenoptera musculus (blue whale), 1198 nucleotides. RefSeq names its product solute carrier family 51 subunit beta (gene SLC51B). The record is from RefSeq and is a predicted model, not a curated record. Lineage: Eukaryota; Metazoa; Chordata; Mammalia; Artiodactyla; Balaenopteridae. Gene Ontology annotation, cellular component: plasma membrane. Gene Ontology annotation, molecular function: protein heterodimerization activity; transmembrane transporter activity. The coding region runs from base 791 to 1183 and encodes 130 amino acids. The transcript has 4 exons. Gene Ontology annotation, biological process: bile acid and bile salt transport.